Messenger RNA from Entrophospora sp. SA101, 444 nucleotides. Lineage: Eukaryota; Fungi; Glomeromycota; Glomeromycetes; Entrophosporales; Entrophosporaceae. The record is from the annotation of a GenBank genome assembly.
AUGUCAACAGAAGAACGACCUAGAAGAAUAGUUAGAUAUGGCAGCGUAUGGAAAUCUAUUAUAAAUUGGCCUAUCAAUUACGGAUCAUAUUUGUUACUAAAAGUUGAACAUAAAAUAAAACAAAAUAAUAGUUUUAUAGUGGGAGUUAUUUUGAAUGUAUUUACCAUUUUCUUGAAAUUUUUAUAUCACUUUGAUGAUCCAAACUAUGAUCCUUUAAUCAGUACCAGAUCUUAUCUACGUGUUUGGAAAAUUCCUAAAAGUGUAAAUGUUUGGAUUGAAGAUAAUGAUUUAGAACAACCAGAAUGGUCAAAGGAAUUUCCCGGAAGUGUUUUUUAUCUUUUAUUUUGCGAAAUAUUUGAAAGUAGAAAAAGUAAUGUUUCUUCACCAGUUUGGAUUCUUAGAAAGUGGGAUCCACAUAUUUACUUUCUUGAUUUAUUCUGGUAA